Syngnathoides biaculeatus (alligator pipefish) is the source of this 5573-nucleotide messenger RNA. RefSeq names its product nicotinamide nucleotide transhydrogenase (gene nnt). The coding region runs from base 210 to 3467 and encodes 1085 amino acids. Gene Ontology annotation, cellular component: mitochondrial inner membrane. Gene Ontology annotation, biological process: NADPH regeneration; proton transmembrane transport. The transcript has 22 exons. NCBI's taxonomy places the organism in Eukaryota, Metazoa, Chordata, Actinopteri, Syngnathiformes, Syngnathidae. The record is from RefSeq and is a predicted model, not a curated record. Gene Ontology annotation, molecular function: NADP binding; NAD binding.
ACAAAGGGAUGACUCAGCGAGUGUUAGCCCAUUUAGAGACGUUCGUUUCUUCUCAACCACUGCAAUAAUAUCCCGGCCGCUUCGGUUGUCAUCUUCCGGGUCGACAACAAGUUCGGCCGAGCUGCAUUUAGAAAAAAAGACAUCGGACCCCUGCAAAGGAGGAGUGCCGACUGCCCUGCUGACCUCCUGUUGCUGUGUGUGCGCGCACCAUGGCCAGCCUCCUACGCGUGAUUGCGGCUGGCUGCUCGGCCCCUGUCUUCAGCGGGGUGUCCUGUUUAAAACUGCACCGUGCCCCGGUUAUCAAAACAACAUGUGUACGAUUUUUCAGGACUCAUCACGCCCUCGGAAGAUGUGCCAGUCCAGGAAUUCCAUACAAACAACUCACAGUCGGCGUCCCAAAAGAAAUUUUCCAAAACGAGCGACGGGUGGCUUUGUCUCCCGCUGGUGUGCAGGCCCUUAUCAAACAGGGCUUUAAUGUCGUCGUGGAGGCCGGUGCAGGAGAGUCGUCAAAGUUCCAAGAUGAGCAUUACGCUCAGGUUGGAGCGACAAUUAAAGACCUGAAAGGUGUAUUUGCAUCUGAUGUUUUGGUCAAGGUCCGUGCUCCAGUUUUCAACCCCAACUUGGGCAUCCACGAGGUGGAGCUGAUGAAAGAUUCCGCGACUUUGAUCAGCUUCAUCUACCCAGCUCAAAACCCUGAGCUAAUGGACAUGCUGUCUCAGAAGAAAGCAACUGUUCUGGCUAUGGACCAGGUACCCCGAGUCACCAUCGCCCAGGGUUACGAUGCCCUCAGCUCCAUGGCAAACAUUGCCGGGUACAAGGCUGUUGUGCUGGCUGCGAACAAUUUUGGGCGUUUUUUCACAGGACAAAUCACUGCUGCUGGGAAAGUGCCACCUGCCAAGGUGCUAAUCAUUGGAGGCGGUGUGGCUGGAUUAGCAGCAGCAGGCAGCGCCAGAGCCAUGGGAGCCAUUGUUCGAGGCUUUGAUACCAGGGCGGAUGCGUUAGAUCAGUUCAAGUCUUUGGGUGCCGAGCCACUAGAGGUAGACUUCAAGGAGUCCGGAGAGGGUCAAGGAGGCUAUGCCAAAGUGAUGUCAAAAGAGUUCAUCGAGGCUGAGAUGAAGCUGUUUGCAAAACAGUGUCAGGAGGUAGACAUUGUUAUCAGCACUGCACUCAUUCCCGGUAAGCGGGCCCCCAUCCUUAUCACCAAAUCUAUGAUAGAGAGCAUGAAGGAUGGAUCGGUGGUGGUGGACCUGGCUGCUGAGGCCGGAGGAAAUAUAGAGACCACAGUGCCCGGGGAACUCUCUGUACACAAUGGUGUGACCCAUAUUGGCUACACAGAUCUGCCCAGCCGCUUGCCCACACAGUCCAGUACACUUUACUCUAACAACAUCACAAAGCUGAUCCGCGCCAUCAGUCCCGACAAGAACAACUUUUACCUUGAUGUCAAGGAUGUGUUCGACUUCGGGACCAUGGAUCACGUUGUCAGAGGCUCGGUUGUCAUGCAGAAUGGAAAUAUCAUCUUUCCGGCUCCUCAGCCCAACAACAUGCCCACCGCUGCUCCUCCGAAGCCCAAGUCUGUCAAGGAGCUGGAGGCCGAGAAGACUUCCCAUAUCUCUCCCUUCAGGGCAACACUCACUUCUGCUAGCGUGUACACUGGAGGCUUUGCCACACUGUUGGGUUUGGGUCUGGCGGCCCCUAAUGCCGCCUUCACGCAGAUGGUCACCACCUUCGGCCUGGCGGGCAUCGUGGGAUAUCACACCGUUUGGGGCGUCACCCCCGCACUCCACUCACCGCUCAUGUCCGUCACCAAUGCCAUCUCAGGUCUGACGGCCGUGGGCGGGCUGUCUCUAAUGGGAGGUGGUUACGCCCCAACAAGCUCCGCAGAGACGCUGGCUGUGCUCGCCGCCUUCAUCUCCUCAGUCAACAUUGCUGGUGGUUUCCUGGUGACUCAGAAGAUGUUGGACAUGUUUAAGCGUCCCACUGAUCCCCCGGAGCACAACUACCUUUAUUUGCUUCCGGCUGGUGUCUUUGUGGGUGGAUACGCUGCAGCACUGCAGUCGGGAUACAACAUUGAGCAGAUGAUGUACUUGGGCUCCGGAAUGUGCUGUGUCGGUGCCCUGGCUGGCCUCUCCAACCAGUCCACAGCUCGCCUGGGUAACGCCUUGGGUAUAAUGGGAGUCGCCGGGGGAAUUGCCGCCACUUUGGGGGCACUCAAGCCCAGUCCCGAGCUCCUGGCGCAGAUGAGCGCCGCCAUGGCUGUUGGCGGCACCGCUGGAUUGACCAUUGCUAAGAGGAUCCAGAUCACCGACCUGCCCCAGCUGGUAGCUGCCUUCCACAGCCUGGUGGGUUUGGCGGCCGUGCUGACCUGCGUGGCAGAAUACAUGGUGGAGUACCCUCACUUUGCCACAGACCCCGCAGCCAAUCUCACCAAGAUAGUGGCCUACCUGGGCACCUUCAUCGGCGGGAUCACUUUCAGCGGCUCUUUGGUGGCAUAUGGCAAACUGCAAGGUAUGCUGAACAGCGCCCCCCUGAUUCUCCCCGCCCGCCACGCCCUAAAUGCCUCUCUGAUGGCCGGCAGCAUUGGCGGGAUGAUCCCUUACAUGCUGGACCCCAGCUACGUCACUGGCAUCACCUGCCUCGGCUCAGUCUCUGCUCUGUCUGCCCUCAUGGGAGUAACCUUAACGGCAGCCAUCGGCGGUGCCGACAUGCCGGUGGUGAUCACCGUGCUGAACAGCUACUCUGGCUGGGCCUUGUGCGCCGAAGGCUUCCUGCUUAAUAACAACCUCCUCACCAUCGUCGGCGCCCUCAUCGGAUCAUCUGGUGCCAUUUUGUCAUACAUUAUGUGUGUGGCCAUGAACCGCUCGCUGGCGAACGUGAUCCUGGGGGGCUAUGGGACGUCUUCCACCGGUACUGGGAAGCCCAUGGAGAUCACAGGGACGCACACCGAGGUCAACGUGGAUCAGACUGUGGACAUGAUUAAAGAGGCCCAGAGCAUAAUCAUCACCCCAGGUUAUGGUCUUUGUGCUGCAAAGGCACAGUACCCCAUUGCCGAGUUGGUAAAGAGUCUCAAAGAUGCUGGCAAGAAUAUCCGGUUUGGUAUCCACCCCGUCGCCGGCCGGAUGCCCGGCCAGCUCAACGUUUUGCUGGCUGAAGCCGGCGUUCCUUACGACAUUGUCCUGGAGAUGGAAGAAAUCAAUGACGACUUCCCUGAGACUGACCUGGUUCUGGUGAUCGGUGCCAAUGACACGGUAAACUCCGCCGCCCAGGAAGACCCCAAUUCCAUCAUCGCAGGCAUGCCUGUCCUGGAGGUCUGGAAGGCCAAGCAGGUGGUGGUGAUGAAACGCUCGCUGGGCGUGGGCUACGCCGCCGUGGACAACCCCAUCUUCUACAAGCCCAACACAGCGAUGUUGCUGGGCGACGCCAAGAAGACGUGCGACGCCCUGCAGGCCAAAGUGCGCGAGGCUCACUGAGGCACGCCGGCGCACUCCGCUAACCCCUUUCGACCCCCGCAAAAACCCCACUCGCACAAAAAGGGAAAGACACUCAAAGUCCAGAAGCAUUACAUCAUCUUUGCGUGAGCCCCGUCAAUGACAACGCGACAAAUCCUCACAUUACGACAAAUGGCAGCGUUUAUUGUACACGAUAUUUGUGCGAUUACUUGUUCUCGUUUUUAUCGUUUAGAUGAAGAAAGUUUCUGCCAUUUACAUAAUGAAGAUCAUAUUAAUGUACAAGUGUGAGAAAUAGAUUACGUUAAAUGUGUGAAAUUACUCUUGUAGGGAACCGAUAUUGAAAGACUUUUUUUUUUUUUUUUUUAAGGAAUACUAGAGAAAUAUUUCACUAAACAGCACUAAUUCUUUUUUUCAAUUUUUUUUCAUUUUCAAAUUGCUUCUUAAGCAUAGUGCAUAAAUUAAUCUUCAUUACUAGUUCAUUACUACUUAAAUAAGCAAUACGAUCAAAACAGUUUUGUAGUCCUUUCUUUUAAAAAUUUUUACAACUGUAUUGAAACAUUUUUUGUAAAUGUUUAGAAGCCAUAAUCGCUGACUGAAAUAUGAAUUUGAGUGUCACAAUGGCCCUAAAAAUAACAAAUCUUUACUGUUCCCCAAAAAGAUGCAUCUAUGUAUUGGUUAUCUGAACACCAACCUACAAGCAGAAGAUAUAUUUGUACGCAGGGUAAAAUGUGGAGACUUGCAUUUUAUUGGACUGCGAUGAGAUCUUGGAUCCGAAUAUUUCACUGCACUUGUGUGGAUAAACUGUAUCUUUUGUUGACAAAUGUGUGAUCUGGCAUUUAUGUCCAUGUUACUGCCUCUUUCACAGCAACCUUGUGAAACGGGCCCCAUACAGUUCGCAUUCAUGACAUUGCACUCCUACGUUCGAGCGCAAUUUGUACCCUUUUUUGGCUGGAUCUACUCUGCAGGUUAAAAGGCCUAAUUGAAGAUUCAAUUCAAAUCUUGAAAUUUAAAUUAAAAUGUAGCUAAAUGUUAAUCAAGAAACGGUUGAUAAAGGUCCGAAGUAAAUUUAUUGAACUAAAGUUAAAUACAAGUUAACUGUGCUUGGGCAGUGAAUCUUUAGGGAGCAGCUGGACCAGUGGUUUUCAAACUUUUCUUGGCACGACAAAACUUUUUGGCCCGGGGGUGGGGGGUUGGCACUGAAAAUUUUGGAGCGUGUGACCCCCCCCCCCCCCAGUUUGAAAACAACUGCGCUAGAAGGGAGCGCCACACUUUGAGAAUCACUGGUCUAUGCAUUCCGAAGAUAUCCAAUUCAAUCCGUCUUCCUCCCCCCCCACCAUCCCACCUCCUGUGAGAAUUGCACCAAUUGUGUACAAAAAAAAAAAAAUUGGGUGUUUGGGGGGACCGUGCUGUGUAAAUCCAGCCUGAUAAACAUUUGUUCCAUCACCUGAGUCGAAACGUUUUGUAUAGUUGGUAGUGGGUUUUUUUUUUUUUUUUUUUUUUUUCUCUUCUCCGGGUUGAGGAACAACAAGAGGGAUAUGCUCCAUUUAAUGUCUUUUGUAAAUGUACUGUAAUAAGAUCUACUGAUGUAUUCUAAUGAGCCCCUGGGACCUUUUUGCUAUGUUGACCAACAUUUCUGUCUACCUCUCCACACACACAUUCACACACACACGUCCAAAAGCUUUUCCCAUAUGACCAGUCACACAUAAUUUGCGUAUUUUUUUUUUGGUAACCUGUCAUUGUCUUUUGCUUGUCGUCGAACUAUCUGACCUCAGUUUGCUGCCGUCUAGUCGGAGUUGCUUCUGUUGUAGCCAGCAAGGCUUGUUCUUACUUCCAUGCGAUUGCUUGCCAAUUUCCUCCUGCUGGCGGAACAAUUAGAUUGGCUCAAUAUUCGAAGGUUGUCACCCGAAAUUAAAAACAAAAAUGGAUCAUUUUACCGGGGCAAUUGGCAAUAUACACUCUGUCCCCUAACGCCUCCCUGACAAAUAUUUUUGUAAUGUAUAUGUGAAGCACAGCUGUUGGGAUUUGAAGUUUGGAUGCCCCAUGAAGGGAAUUGUUCUGUGAAUGUUCUUUUCCACUUUUUUCAUGGAGCAUCAUCCCUAAUAAAUGAAUAAACUUGUAUUUACAGUA